This is a messenger RNA of Halteromyces radiatus, 1504 nucleotides long. RefSeq lists its product as uncharacterized. Gene Ontology annotation, molecular function: sequence-specific DNA binding; zinc ion binding. The coding region runs from base 36 to 1274 and encodes 412 amino acids. The record is from RefSeq and is a predicted model, not a curated record. Lineage: Eukaryota; Fungi; Mucoromycota; Mucoromycetes; Mucorales; Cunninghamellaceae. The transcript is spliced from 6 exons. Gene Ontology annotation, biological process: regulation of DNA-templated transcription.
AUUAUAUAAUCUCCCAAAUUCAGUAUUGGGUAUGAAUGGCAAUGGUUAAUUGCUUUUGGUUCUUACUAUCAAUACAACAACUGGAAGUGGUAUAUGUUCCUCCCUCGGUUGGUUCACUUGUGGUAUUUGAUAAUCAUGAUACAACUAUUAAAGAUCUUAUUCUUCAUCGUUCUUUUUAUGACUUUAUUCAUCCCGAAGAAUUCACUAUGGCUAAACAUGACUUAUCUGCAUUUUUAAGGAGAAAACCAUUGGCUGGUGCGAUUACAAGAUGUCAGUUAAGAUCUUUUCCUUCUAUUGCUAAAAAUCUAUAUCCUUAUGAAUUUGAAGAUGAAAAUGUUGAUCAAGCAACUACUUGGAAUAUUGUGGAUGUUGUGAUGUAUAUUGUGACUGAACACAUGGUAUUAACCUUUUUUCAUCAAGAUCCUUCUCCUGCAAAUGCAUUAGUAAAUUAUCAAAAACGUGUCACAUGUGGUGAAUCUUUUUAUUAUUCAAAGGAUAUUGCUCUCUUAUUGUCUACUUUAGAAAAUCAUCAACCUCAAAGUACAUUGUCUACUAUUACAAUAUCAACAAAUGAUUUGAACAACGGAUCCAGUGUAGAUGUAACAAAGGAAAGGGUCUUUCAAAUUUAUGAUCAAGCAACUAAACAACGUUUAUUAUCCUGGCCUCCUUCUGAUGUGCAUUUCAACGUGGAUGAUCCUUAUUUAUCGGCAGCAUCAGAAUCAACAACACUAACUACUACAAAACCAUCACAACUACAACAAGAAAAAGAACAUAUCAAUACUUCAUCAUGUAUGCAACUUACCCAUAGUCAUUCUCGUUUACUUCAUUCAACUUCAUCAUUCAACUCGCAUACUUCUUCUGAUUGUCGACUAGAACGUAUUGUCAUUUCGUAUGGAUCUAUUCUUUUUUGUUCCUUUCAAAUCGACUUUUCAGAACCAUCAUCAUCGUCAACAAUAACAGCAGCAUCAACAUCAUCUAUAUCUACAACUGUGGCAACAGGAAUGAUUGUAGAAAAACAAUUGAACCAGUAUCAUUUGUAUAAAAAAGACAAGGAUAGACAAGCGGUAGUACCAAGUUCAUCUCUUCAAAAAACACCUAUACCCUCUACUCAUAGAAACAAUUUGGUCUCAUCAGCAAUGACCAUCCAAUGUCAUCCUACUCAAAAUUCAUCAUCUUCAACUCAACGACAAGAAAAACAAAAGAAAAGAUGUGUACGAUGUGGAACAAUCAAUAGUCCUGAAUGGCGUCGAGGACCAACUGGACAUAAAACGUAAAAUUGAAUAAGUAUAAUAAAAAAAUUAACUAUAGCGAUAUAUUUCUUUAUUAUAGAUUAUGCAAUGCUUGUGGACUGCGGUAUUCUAGACUCAUGUCAAAACAACAACUACGUCAAGCUUCAAGAAUGGGAAACAAUAAAGUUGAAUCAAGGCGUUAAUCUAUGGGAACCAACCAAACGUUCAAGAUUUUGACAUAUCCAUAUUGGGACUUUUUUUUUGAAAUGCCGUCG